Amblyraja radiata (thorny skate) is the source of this 1123-nucleotide messenger RNA. RefSeq names its product telomere repeat binding bouquet formation protein 2 (gene terb2). Gene Ontology annotation, cellular component: nuclear inner membrane. Lineage: Eukaryota; Metazoa; Chordata; Chondrichthyes; Rajiformes; Rajidae. The record is from RefSeq and is a predicted model, not a curated record. Gene Ontology annotation, biological process: homologous chromosome pairing at meiosis; meiotic attachment of telomere to nuclear envelope.
ACUUGAAUCCUCAAGAUAAGAUGCAUCGGGCCAAAAAAGCCUGGUUCUCCCAAAGUGUGAGCAGACACAUUUGUGAUAUUUGGGUCAAUGAAGGUGGGAUUAUUACAAAUUGGUGUGCGGCUGAUUUCUUAUUUAGUAACGAUGCUUCUCAUCCUGACACACAGAGAGUCUUUGAAAGUUUGGAUUUUGUGGAGGACAAGGCCACUGUAUUUCAUGCUAGUUAUCUUGUGGCAUGCGAGGAGUCUGGGCUCAGGGGCAGCGUUGCUAUGGGCCAUUUUCUGCUUCCUCCUUCCUGUCUCAUAAAGCCACAUGAAGUUGCAGUUGCUUCAAGAGAGAAACAACGUGAUGUGUGCCAUGGCCCAGUUAAGGGGAGAAUAGAGCAGGUUGAAAUGGAAGCACCCAAUUGUGGAGACAGCAGAAGCCAGCAUUUAGUCAUUGGAACCCCAUCAUUUGAAGCCGCCCCAUGUCAUGUUCAGCAGAUGUACCCUGUCAACAACAUGGUCACCGGUUUUAUCUCUAUUGAUGAACUGAAGAAGUACUCAGGGAAUUUAAACGACUUCAUUCCCGGCUGCGCACAAUAUUCCGUGUGUCGUGUUCAGAGAGAAAGGAACGUCUUCUCACUUUUGAGAUCCAAAAAACGGAAUCCCACCUUCAUUCACACACAUUAACAAAGCAGAAAUUAGCCUCAUUUGGGAGGAUUUCAGUUCAGUUACCUAUGGUGAUUUAAACCUUGGCAUAAUGAGCUGUGCUUCAGUGACUGAUGUCAGAAAUGCAAAGAUUAACCCAGAUCUUUGUUUGCUGUGUAGUUGAAGUUGUAUAAAUUGUAUUUAUAUUUGUCUUCAGUGUUAAAAAGAAAGUGUUGGCUUAAAUGCAUAACUUCUUAGAUUUUUAUAUAGAAUUAAAAAGUAAUAAGAUGUUUGUGUUUCUAUUCAUCUCACGAGGAGAAAUGGUCCUCAUUCUGUGUGCAUAUUCAUUUUCAUAUUUAUUGAGGUCUUUUGUAACUUUAAGCAAUUCUAUCAUAUUGUUCAAACUCCCAUUUUUCGCGACUCUUAUUAAGUGCCUGGUUUGAAUCUGUUGUAGGCUUUUGUUGGAAUGAGAGUGCGAUAAUGGUGGGAGCAGCUGA